CUCAGUCUCAUCUGGUACUAGCUUGCAUAGUUCUAGUAGCGGCCGCUCAUAAACAAAGUUUCGACACAAUGUGUUUGACUCGGAUCACAAUUAAACUGGCAGUGUCAACGGUUGACUUGCUGUGUUCUAUGAUCUACAUUGACGUCUGAUUUAUCCUGCGAACUUUCCUGACGCACAUAGGUUCAAAAGGACGCUCUCUCCUUACUGAAUUUCAUUAUUACUCGCCUUCCUACAAGAAGUAUCAUGGUUUUUUCACAAGAGCAACUCCCUGUCGCACUAGUCGGCAUUUCUGCAGAGCUACCAAGCGGUCCUCAUGGAACAAGGAACCUCGACUACUCAUCGUUCUUUGACUUUCUCAUGAAUGAACACGAAGCCUACGAGAAAAUUCCCGGCGAUAGAUUUAACAUAGACGCUCUUAAGGGAACUAAUAUCGGUGAAGUGGCUGCCACACAUGGCACAUUUUUGAAAGAUUUAGAUUUAUUCGAUCACAUUGAAUUCGGAAUCAGCAGCAAGGACGUCAGGAUGAUGACAAUCGGAACACGAAAGCUCAUUGAGUUGUCGUUCCUGGCCUUGUUGGACUCUGGAAUCGAUUAUCGAGGAAAGAAUAUUGGCGCUUACAUGGCAAGCGUUGCUCAUGACGUUUGGAUGAUUUCCGGCGAGGAUGAAACCGAAGCCCGUGGUUCAUUGGCAUAUUCUCCUUCAAUGAUUGCCAAUCGUGUGUCAUACCACUUGGAUCUACGUGGACCUUCUAUCCCCACCGAUACUGCUUGUAGCUCCAGUCUUUCGGCCUUCCAUCUCGCUAUUCAGGCCGUACGCAACGGAGAGUGCGACGCAGCACUUGUGGGUGGUUGUCAGUUGAAUCAUAGGUUUAUGGAUUGGCUGGCGUACACUCAAGGUGGAAUCCUUGCACCAGAUGGUAAAUGCAAACCUUUCGACGCCUCUGCUAAUGGAUUUUCUCGGGGAGAGGGUGCCGUCGUAAUGGUCUUAAAACCUCUUGAACAGGCUCUCCUUGAUCAUGAUCACAUCUAUGCUACUGUUCUAGGAACAGGCGUCAAUUCGUCCGGUUCACUCGCUCCUGCAAACUCCCCUGUAGCCUAUGCUCAAAGGGAUGCAAUGCUGAGAGCCUUCAAGCAAGCUGGCCGUCAGCCACACGAAGUCGAUUUCGUGGAGCUUCAUGCUACAGGCACUGCAAUCGGCGAUCCAACGGAAGCCAACUGGGUUGGAGAGAGCUUCUUGAAGGAUGAUAACAAGGAGCUCUAUAUAGGCAGUGUGAAAGGAAAUAUAGGUCACCUUGAGAUUACGGCAUUUCUUGCGUCACUGUGUAAGGUUUGUUCCAUGUUUCGGACAGGAACUAUCCCUCCCAAUGUCAAUCUCUCCAACCCUAAUCCGGCUAUUCGUUGGGAGGACUUCCAUCUCCGUGUCGCCUUAUCGCCAACCUCGUUACCUUGUCAAUCCACUACUGGACGCUCGCUGAUCUCGUUAGCAAGUUCCGGAAUUGGCGGUGCCAAUGGCCACUGUGUCGUUGAAGGUCCUCCUACAGCUAAUCCUGUAACGCCGUUCUGGCAGUUGAGUGCCAUUCAUACUCCUUGCCUUUUGGUUGCGGGUGGCCUGUCUCCGCGUUCAACAGCAGCCAUAGGCGAAUCUAUACGAGCCAUAGACGGUGAAAAAUUACCCACUGUAGCAGCGACAUUUGGACGUCGAUCCAGGUCUAUGCCUUGGCGUUCCUAUGCGGUUGCUUCAUCGAAUUCGCCUCCUCGUUUUAAUGAGCCUGUUCUCGCUCCACGCACUCCUCCUCCGCUCGUGUUUGUAUUUUCCGGACAAGGCCCUCAACACUUCGAAAUGGGCAGAGAAUUGUUCAGCUCCUGCGCUGUUUUCCAGAGUAGCAUUCUUGAAAUGGAUAAAAUACACAAGCUUUCAACUGGAUUUUCACUUAUCGCACAGACCGGUCUUUUCGCUCAACAAACUGAUCCCACAGAAGUACUUGGCAGUGUCUGGCCUAUCUCAGUGACUCUUCCUGCUCUAACCAUGCUUCAAAUCGCUAUUUUCGACUCUCUUGUGAGUCUUGGGAUGAAACCCACCGCGAUAGUGGGCCACUCUGCAGGAGAGACUGCCUUAUUAUACGCAUCUGGUGCAGGUUCCAAAGCCAUGGCUGUGGAACUUGCAAUCGCUCGUGGACGGGCCAUGACAAUCGUCGAAGGUUCUCAAGGUGCAAUGGCGGCAGUUUCAUGCUCCCCUGAACAGGCACAGAAAAUUAUAUCUCAGAUACAUACUGAACAGGGCAAGGCUGAUUUGGAUGUUGGCUGCUACAAUACUCCCGGCGCCGUCACUCUAUCGGGAUCAUCUACCGAUAUCGACCUCGCAGUCGAACACGCAAAGGCUGCAGGAUUUUUCGCGAAGCGGUUGAAUACCGCUGUUCCUGUGCAUUCCAGACUAAUGGACGCGUGUCGCGAGGAAUUUAUGCGAUUGGUGACAGACAUAUUCGAUCGCUACCCUUCACAGCCGCCUCAAAUUCCAACAUAUUCCACUGAAAGUGGUAUGCUGAAACACGACCGAUUCAGUGCGGAAUAUUAUUGGUCUGGUACACGUGGUCCAGUGCAAUUUACGGCAGCAAUCCAACGUAUGGUUCACGAAAUAGGUUCUCCGACCUUUUUAGAGAUAGGACCUCACCCAGCUCUCGCUAGUUAUCUCGUAGCUCUCGGCGGCGAGAAAACGACUGUCGUCUGUCCCUUGCGCAGGCCCAAGGCCAAUCAAGGAGACGUGACUACUUUCCUUGACGCUUUGGGCAAGCUUGCGGUUGCCGGGCACUGCUGUAUCGACUUCAACGUUCUCAACGGAUGCAUUGCAGAUACCCCCGAACUGCCCGUCUACCCCUUUUCCCACAAGAAGCUCCCCUUGUACCCAAUUUCUCCUUCUAUCAAGAGAAUUUGUCAACCUCGUAACGGACCUUUAAACUAUUCUCAGCUCCGUAUCAACGCCCAGACACACCCUUAUCUGGCUCAACAUGUGAUUCAAGGCGAACCCAUCAUGCCGGCUGCAGGUUUCCUUGAAAUGGCAUUGGAAUUUGGCGCAAGCCAAUUAUGGGAUGUCAACUUCUCGUUCAUGCUAUCUUUAUCUGGAGAUCAACCUGUGCCAGUUGAUAUUUGUACUGAAGGACCUCAUUGGUCAGUGCGUUCUGCUCUACUCAAUCCAUCACAAUCGUCCAUUGCACCUCCCCAGUAUGAUCGUUUGCAUGCUGAGGGCUACCUAUCUCUUGAUUCUCCAACUCCAGCCUUACCAGCUCUGGACAUUCAGGCAAUAAAGGAACGCUGUACGCGAGUUAGCGUUGAAGGCUUUUAUGACGCGCUCGAGCACUUCGCUCAAUAUGGACCAGAUUACCGAAGAGUAUUGGAUUGCUACCGGGGUACUGACGGAGGGCGCGACGAAGCUCUAGUACAAAUCCGUGGUGAUGUCGGAGACCUUCCAGGGCUGGAGAUGUUCAAGAUCCACCCCGUCAUUUUCGAUUCUUCGAUACAUAUUCUAGUCCAUCCGAUUUUUACCCAUCUCGCCGACAAAACCUUGUAUUAUCUUCCUUCUCGUCUGCAAAAACUGACAAUUCAUGAAACACUUGUUACAUCCCCAUUCCCGCGGUCUCUCUAUGCUCAUGUUGUUUUUCGCCAGUGGACACCUCAAUCUCUGACAUAUGAUGUCGCCCUCCUGAAUGAAGACGGAAACCAUCUUUGCACCAUGCAAUCAUUCGAAGUUGCGCUCCACGGAGAGUCCUCUCUAUACCAACCGAGAUGUCGCUUCGAUUUGAUGUAUGAGCCCAUCUCACUCGACCUGUCUUCGUGCCGUCACCCGACCCAGGAAGAAUUACCUGUGGAUGCCCAAACCAGAGACAGCUCAACGGCCCUAGUGGGCACAGAUGCUAUAACUUCUUCGUCAUUGUCACCUCUCAACAUCAUCACUUACGAGCAUGGAAAGGAGAUAGAUCUUCAACCGAUAUUAUCUGCACAGGACGCCACUGCUCCGUGCUACAUCUAUUUUACGGCACCUGCUGGUCCGGAUGGGGACGGGGCUAUCGGAUUCGUGCGAUCCCUACGGAAGGAAUAUCUGUUGUGGACAAUUUGGGUUGUAGUGUUCGAGUCGGUUUGGGACGAUGAAAGCAUAAGACGGGCAGUUGAAGCUAUAUCCAAGAUGCCUCAAGUGGAGACCGAGCUUAUGGUGGACGCAUCCGGAUUGGUACAUGUCCCCAGAAUAACACCUUGCGAGGGUCCGAAGAAGGUCUCUCCUUUCAACUUCCACGAACCAUGGCAACUCGAGAAGUCCGCAGUUGUUCAUAUUUCGCCUCCACCUUCGGAUUGCCAUUCGGCUGUCGUGCAUGUGCAAAGUGCUAGCCUAUUGGACGAUCAGAUAUGGUCUUUCGUUGGCUCCUUGGGUAGCUCGCACAAAAGUGUCAUGGGGAUAUCUGCUUCUCCUGUUGGAAAUACCAUCGUAUCAUCAUUGGAUAGCAUGGUGGAUGCUCCCGUGGACCUGAAUGCUAAUAGAUCGAUGGGACCUCCUGUUCUCGCCUUCGCCAUAUCAGUCCUUGCUGUUGGUUCUGCAUAUUUUGAGAACCCGGGAAGAUUCCGUGGAGAAAUUCUUGUGACGCAUGCAGAUACUCAGACCAGCAUGCUGAUUGUUCAACUCUACCUUCUCCAAGGCUUUCACGUCGUUACUCUAACGCAAAAUGCGACAGACUCCGAAAUUAGCUGCCUUCCCAAUGGUCACUUCAAUAUUAUUGUCUCCGAAUACAAAGACACGGCAACGCUUCAGCUCUUAUCGCGCCUCUUGACGGCUAAUGGGAGGAUGUUUCCGUGGAAGCAUCCUAAACAGGGCUUGCAAUCGCUCCUCGCCUGCGAUCCAUGGUUGGUUGGCCAUGCUAUUCGUCUUGGAUCAAAUAUAGUUGGCAACGAACUCAAGAUUCCUAUGUCCAACCUAGGCGAGAUUAUAACCGUCAUGCCUGGUGAAUCCGUCCAUGUGAAGAAAGAUCUCUUCAGUGACAAGAAGGCAUAUCUACUGGUGGGAGGUCUCGGCAGCCUUGGACUUCAGAUUGCCCAGUGGAUGUACAAGAAUGGGGCUCGGGAAAUCGUUCUAACAUCGCGGUCCGGGCGUACUGGAAUUGAGCGCAGGGGAGACACUGCAUCUCUGCGUAUCAUUGCAUAUCUCGAGAGCCUGCCUGAUUUAAUUCUGCGUAUCGAGGCGAUCAAUGCCCUCUGCGAACCUGACAUGAAAGCGUUGGUGAAACGACUCCAGAAUCCGCUCGGGGGAUGCAUGUUGCUCUCCGUGGUCUUGGCGGAUGGUCUCUUUUCCGGGUUGUCCGCUGAGAACUUCGAUGCGCCAUUCGAUCCGAAGAUCAGAGCCUUAGAUGUGCUAUGCCACACAACUGACACGAACAAGCUGGAUUUCUUGAUUUCAUUCUCCUCAGUGUCAGCACUAUUCGGGAAUGCAGGCCAAACUAACUAUGCUGCAGCAAACACUAUGUUGGACGGCAAAUUGCGCACAAUGUCAAACGCAUUCUCUAUCGUAACACCUGCAGUCACAGACUCAUUCGUCGCUACAUCGGGUCCGACGAAGUUCAAACACUUGACAGAUUGGGGGAUGUCAUCUCAGAGGAUCUUCCAAUUCAUCGAGGAAGGCAUUCAGAAACUUGCUGAUGGUCCUUUCUGGUUUUACAUUCCGGAUUUCGACUGGGAAGCGGUCUGCGCGAACCUUGGAAACGCACCCAUGUAUAGUCACUUGUUACCCGAGCGGGCGAUUAUGGAAGACGGAGCGCCGACCUCAAAGGACAGUGUUUCGAUAGGCGACAUAUUGUGCGCCACCCUAGACAUUGCGCGCGAAGAUUUGUCUCCCGACGUUCCUUUAACGGUGUACGGUCUGGAUUCCUUAUCUGCUGCAAGGCUAUCCUUUGCCUUGAACCCCUUCUUUUCUAUCAGCCAAACCCAGCUCCUUGCAAAUGUAACCCUUCGGAGUCUAGAAGCGCGAUUAGAAGACCAGCGGCUGUCCAUACUUACUGAAGCAGAGCAGAGGAGCGCAUCUGAGCUUCACCAGGUAUCUGAGAUGAAAUCAUUGGUUGCAAAGUACACGUCUGGAUUCAAAAGCCCCAAGACACUGCUACCUUCCUCUCUCAGCUCACGGGACUGCGUUGUUCUCAUAACCGGUACCACAGGCGUUGUGGGCGCACACCUUCUGGAAUGCUUACUCAAUGUACCACAAAUCACUCGCAUAUUCCUUCUCAACCGUACCAAGCCCGGAAGUCCGACUAUGUUGGAACGUCAUCAAGAGAUUUUCCAGGCACAGUCCCUCGACCCGACGGGACUGGAAACAGACAAGGUCGUGUAUUUGGAAGGCACUCUAGAUAAAACUUACUUUGGGCUUUCAACUGACACGUUCAAUGAAAUGAGUCGAAGCGUCACCCACAUUGUUCACGUUGCAUGGCCAAUGGACUUCGCUAUUCCCCUCGCUGCAUUUGAUCACGCUAUUCACGGUCUGCGGAACUUGGUGGACUUCGCCAUUUCCUCGCCCUGGGAAGUUCCGCCUCAAUUACUUUUCACAAGCACAGUCGGUGUAUUGAGUGGUGUCACAUCAUCGAGCGCCGUAGAGGAGGCUCUUAUACAUGACCCCAGUAUAUCUGUUGGCGCGGGAUACAUCGAAAGCAAAUGGGUUGCAGAGCACGUCCUGGCAGCAGCUGCUGAUGCUACGAGACUGAAGCCAACAAUUAUUCGCCUUGGACAGCUAACCGGAGGGCGUAAGGGGUUCUGGAAAGUAACAGAAUGGAUACCAUCCAUGAUCAAAUCAGGCCUCUCUCUCGGUGUCUUACCCAACCGUGCUAAUGCGAGUUCAUUUUUUCUCACUGUAAAUUGGCUUCCAAUUGAUGUGGCGGCAACAUCGAUGGUGGAGAUGCUUGAUUCACCCCCUGGCGUGUAUCACUUGACACAUCCAAGUCCUGUUUCAUGGACUAUUCCGAUGCAGGAAGCUGCUCGCAUCAUGAACGUUCCAUUGGUCCCCUAUACCCAGUGGCUCGCUUCUUUGGAAAAACAGGCAUCAUCUAAAACAGGCGAAUAUUCGAAAAACAAUCCUGCGCUGAGGUUGCUUGACUUUUUCAAGUAUACCACUCGGAGACGGAAUACGAACACCGACAACUUCUUAGAGCCAGAGCUCUCGUGCGCCAAAGCAUUACAGGAGUCUCCGACACUACGUUCCUUGGCCUCAAACCCACUGGGAGCUAGGGACGUAGCUAAAUGGAUCGGAUACUGGCGUAGCGUUGGCUUUAUCCCUGUUUGAUUCGCAAUCGGCACCCUCGUGCAGACUUCAAAUAUAGAUGCGCCUAAUAUAAUCAUUUAUACUGCUUUCAUUGUUUGUACUCGGUACUAUACUACAUACUUAUUAGAAGAAAAUUCGAGGGUGGUAGAAAAUCUCUGUCGUUAUCAUAAGGUGUUUAAGUCGCUG
Molecule: messenger RNA, 7464 nt
Organism: Suillus bovinus
Lineage: Eukaryota; Fungi; Basidiomycota; Agaricomycetes; Boletales; Suillaceae
Exons: 22
Coding region: 244-7299 (2351 amino acids)
Biological process (GO): fatty acid biosynthetic process
Molecular function (GO): 3-oxoacyl-[acyl-carrier-protein] synthase activity; fatty acid synthase activity
Source: RefSeq, a predicted model, not a curated record